This is a messenger RNA of Zophobas morio, 1735 nucleotides long. It is a transcript of the gene Ipk1, whose product is annotated as inositol-pentakisphosphate 2-kinase. Bases 277 to 1659 code for a protein of 460 amino acids. Lineage: Eukaryota; Metazoa; Arthropoda; Insecta; Coleoptera; Tenebrionidae. Gene Ontology annotation, cellular component: nucleus. Gene Ontology annotation, biological process: inositol phosphate biosynthetic process. The record is from RefSeq and is a predicted model, not a curated record. Gene Ontology annotation, molecular function: ATP binding; inositol-1,3,4,5,6-pentakisphosphate 2-kinase activity. The transcript is spliced from 7 exons.
UUUUUUUGAAACGUUAUGAAAAUUAUGCGGAUGCAAAUUAAACGAAACCACUCACACUGGAAACAAUUAUGUCCAUAAUAAAGCGUUUUUUAAGGUGGAUUAAAAAAGUGGAUAGUUUUGUCGGGCGACUAUGACGUGCGCGCGUCCGCUCAUUACCCCCCAAUUUGGGUUAGAAAGGGAAAGUUUUUAAAUCCUUUUAAAAACAAUAAAAGGAUUUAAAAACAUGGUCAGGUAUUAUGUAAGUUUUGUGGUACUUGAAGCAUUGUGAUAUCCAUCAUGUUCGCUUCGAACGAGUUCAAGAUUCCGUCGAAUUGGGUGUACCGGGGUGAAGGCAACUGCAACGUCGUGAUUUCGUUGCCAUCUGAAAGGAAGAUACUACGGAUUAGGAAAAUUAAGAAGACGACGUCGCUUUUCGGGUGGAUACUUAACUGGAUUACGGACAUCCUGUACUGGUAUUGCGGGAGUGGACUGGAUGAUGAAUUAAGAGAUCUCACUUUUUAUAAAAAAAUUAUUAGAGCGCUGAUUGGAAGCAACUUUGUGUGUGACGCUGAGCAGGUGUUUUUGUCAAGGAAGCAGGUGAAGAUUUUAGAGGAGGAACUGGCACAUCAGAGACCUAAUUAUCGAAAGACUAAAAGUCUGCAGUACGGACGGGCCGCUUUAUUUGAUGACUACGCCUUCUUACCUGACGAGUUUUAUCCUUUUUUAUUGUCAAACAAUACAUAUUCUGUGGAAAUUAAACCAAAGCAAGGUUGGGUACCUUUUAGUGAAAGACACUUCCCUAAGUGCGCUUUUUGUAUGAACCAGUAUGUAAAGCACAACAAGGGACAAAUACAGUCGUUGUCUUCGUACUGCCCCAGUGAUCUUUUCUCAGGAGAGCCGACUAAAAUGAUCCGCGCUGUUCAAGCUCUCGUGACCAACCCACAAAACAACUUAAAAAUAUUUAAAAAUGGCCAACUUCAGUACUCUGAGGACUGUGAAGUUGGUUUAUUUGCGAGUUUUUUGACUGAUAUUUUUCGAAAUAACGUUGAAACGUUUGAAAAUUUGUUGCUAGAAUUUUGCCAUUUCGUCAGAACUUGUCUCCUGACAAAUUUUGAAAGCAUUGAGAGAACGAAUAGGUGCAACAUGAAGUUGUUUUGUGAGUGGAACAACAUAAUCCAAGAGAGUUCAGCUCAAACUAAGCUUCCAAAGGGUUGCGUCUUGGAACGAAUUUUGUCUGUACAAAUGUUAGAUGUUGAAGGUAAUCAGUAUUAUUAUAAACUACUAGGAAAUAAAAAACUAGGAGAGUAUGACUAUGUGAGAGAACUGUUAAAGGAAGUAUCCAAAAGGCCAGGGACUUGUUUAAAGUGUAUUAUAAUGAUGUUGGGGAAUGUGGAUGAAAGACAAAUGAAAGAAAAUAACUUGGUACUUGUUCCUUAUUUAAUGUCUGCUAUUGCAAAAGAUUGCUCUCUCAUGAUAACUUUUAAAAGAAUUAUGGAAACCACAAGUGACAACUUUGGUAUGAAAAAUAUUGUUAGCACGAAAUAUGGAGAUUUUAUUGUUAAUGUUGGGGUUUUUGAUUUAUACCCGAAACCGGUGUCUACCAUUUUGAAGCAUAAAAAGAAGAUUAAGAGAAUGCUGGACGCAACAGCCAAAUGUGAACAGAAAACCGUUGUUACUUAAAUUUUACAGUUGAUCUAUGUCGGUUUUACUCAUUUUAACUGUUUUGUGUAACAGAGUAAUAUAUUUUUGAUACCGA